This is a messenger RNA of Bradysia coprophila, 7970 nucleotides long. It is a transcript of the gene onecut, whose product is annotated as homeobox protein onecut. Gene Ontology annotation, biological process: regulation of transcription by RNA polymerase II. Gene Ontology annotation, cellular component: nucleus. Gene Ontology annotation, molecular function: DNA-binding transcription factor activity, RNA polymerase II-specific; RNA polymerase II cis-regulatory region sequence-specific DNA binding. Lineage: Eukaryota; Metazoa; Arthropoda; Insecta; Diptera; Sciaridae. The record is from RefSeq and is a predicted model, not a curated record.
CAUGUUGUCAGUGCGCAGUGUACACUUAUACGGGAUAUGUGAUAUGUGAUAUGUGCAUUUUAUUUAUAUUUUUCUUGUUCGUAAAUUUUAUUUAAAAAAAAGGAAAUUUUCAUUUGCUUCCUGUGACAUAAUAAUAAACAUGGAACAGGACGAAUAUAACAAUGAGUUACGAGUACACAUUGGAAAUAUCGGUGUUUGAAACGUUGAAUCUCUAAACCGAAGAGCGAGUCGCUUCAAAUAGGAUAUUACACAUUUUCAGUUUGGUGUGCCACUAUCGCGAAAAACUGUUGGAAUAACUCAUAUCAGAGAUAAACAUAGGUGCAAUAAAAUUUCACAAAAGUUUUUAAGUUUUAAGUGACUGAGAACCGCAAGCAAAUAAUUCAUUUUCGAGUGAAAAGUGAUCCAUUAAUAUUAAUACCAUAAGUGAAGCUAAAUUACUGAAGAUAAACCAAACAGAUCAGACUGAAUGUCCACGUAGACAAACGUAUAACGCAAAUUUUGUUGGUUCGGGGGAACUUAAAUAACCAAAAUUUCUGCCAUGGAGGAAAGUUUACCAACAAAGUGGACUGAAACAAAUGCAGUCGAUUGAAUUACCUGUGCAUACGGUGUAGAGACAAAACUGGAGCUAUUAUGGCGAAUAUGACAAUCAUUUCGAUUGUAGCUAAGUGUGAAAUACCUUCAAUGUCGGAAGGAGUGAUUGGUGGAACAGUGAACCAUUUUUGCCAUUGAUGGACAAUUGUUGAAAUUAAAUUUAAAAGUUUUUUUUAUUGGAAACGUUCAAAACGGAACGUGUUAAUCACGUGGAAAUUCGGUUGAUUUAGUUCGCUAAAUUUUCAAAUGAUAAUUUGCAUCGGAAACCAAGAUAUGGAUUCAAUUGGUGAAAUCAUUGAACAGCAAUCUUUGAGUGAACCACUAAUAGUUGAGACAUCAGUCGAUUCGCCAAAUAGUGCCGGUGACACUGUUGUCAUGGUGUCGGCUGGUAGCGUUGGCGGUUCAUCGAACAAUAUCAACGUCCACCAUAAUCGUCAUAACAAUAUUAAUAAUAACGGUAACAAUCACAGUCAUCAUCAAAUUCAUCAUAGUAACAAUAACCAACACCACCAUCAUCACAAUUCAUCCAAUCAUCAUCAUCAGCAAUCGCAGCAACAAAACGAUGGAAUGAGAGAGUCAGCGGUAUCAGCUGUUACAUUAGGACCACUAUCUGUAUCGACGUCGAUGAAUACCCGAUCGAGAAUCAUUGCUCACGGUCACAGUUUGGUGAAGCAGGAACAUCAUGCGAACAGUACAUCCAACACCGCUUCGAUAAAUAGAAAUAGUAUGGUUGACGUUGUCACUAGCGAACAAUUAUCACCCGAUGACUGUGAAGUCACACUACAGGAUCAUCACAGCAAACACGACACAUUAUCGGUUAUCGUUCAGCCGCAGGACGAUUCUAGGGAUUCGCAACUGAUGAGUCCCGGCAAAUUGACACCUUCUUCAGAAUUGAUCGACACGUCCGAAUUUCGCGCACUUCAUGAACCCACCUAUCAAACGUUAACAUCAGUGAACGGUCGAAUGUCGCCACCGGGAUUCAGUCCCAAUUCGUCAUACGCUACACUAACACCUCUACAACCCCUUCCACCAAUAUCAACCAUGUCCGAUAAGUUUGCUUAUGGCCACACAAGUAAUGUGACCGGUUCAUUUACGGUCAUGCAAAAUAAUGGAAUGGGCAUCAGUCUAGGACUGAAUGCGAAUUCACCGUAUUCAUACGACAAACUACCCUCAAUGGGAAUGUCACCGCCACACAAUUAUUCAUCUCCAACAAAUACGCUAACCGGAAUGGGAAUGUCUCAGCAGCCAUCACCGUUAUCACCGCAAUCAUCGUACAGUCAAAAUGGUUUACAUUCGCCACAGAAGAGUAUGUCACCAAGUGGUUACGAGUCACCGUAUGGUGGUCAUCGCGAUCUUAUUGGAAGACAGACAUUACAGCCAUCAUCACCGCAACUCAGCCCCCAAUCCGGAUCAUUACAUUCACCAAGCAAUACAAUUGGUACAAGUUUUGGUUCAACCAAUUUAUCCUCAAUAAAUGGAAUGUCAGCGAUUGCAUCGCAUACAACCGUUUGUUCACCACUUCCACACUCCACACCACCUGGCCUGGUACAAAUAUCUCAUAUGCAUCGUGAAGCUGUUGUCGUGCAAACACCGUCACCAACGCCUAUUUUAACCAUUCAGCAUACGCCCACACAAGCAGUACAACAUCAAUUAGUCUCCAAGCAAAGUCAACAUACCAAUCCGGCAACAACGAACGGCAACUCUAUGAACAGUUCGACCCCAGUUACGGUGACAUCCAUCAACGACGUGGAGGAAAUUAACACGAAAGAACUGGCACAACGGAUUAGUGCCGAAUUGAAACGGUACAGCAUACCACAAGCGAUAUUCGCCCAGAGAGUUUUAUGCCGUUCACAAGGAACAUUGUCUGAUUUGCUGAGAAAUCCGAAACCGUGGUCGAAACUAAAAUCGGGACGUGAAACGUUUCGCCGUAUGUUCAAAUGGUUACAGGAGCCAGAAUUUCAACGAAUGUCAGCCUUGCGAAUGGCAGACCAAUCUAUCCCCAUGGACAUCAACUUGUUAGAGCUUUUCCAAGAAAAUGCCGCUCAAAUACCUCAACGGGGCAAUUUCACAGGUUGUAAACGAAAGGAAGAAAUACCAGCCGAACAUCUGUCGUCGCCAAAGAAACCCCGAUUAGUCUUUACCGAUUUGCAGCGACGGACGCUUCAAGCGAUAUUUAAGGAAACGAAACGACCAUCCAAAGAAAUGCAAGUAACAAUAGCCCGACAAUUAGGACUAGAACCGACGACUGUUGGAAACUUCUUUAUGAAUGCAAGACGACGAUCAAUGGAUAAGUGGAAGGACGAAUCCGAUCCGAAAGCCGGUAAUCAUUCGAAUUCGUCACUAUCGCCGGGCGGUACACAUUCGCUGGAAUUAUGCGAUGACGAUGACAUGGACCUGGAAUUGGGUCAGGAUGGCGACUUAGAUUUGGACCACGAUCCAGAUGAUCCCGAUGACAUGUUGUGACACAAUACCCCGACGUCCUUAUCAACGAUAACAUCAAUCCAUACGCAUCUGAAUAGACACCAUCACUUACUGAACAACAAUAACAGUAACAGCCUAUCGCAUUACAUUAUGGACGACGAUGAAGAGGACGAGGACGAUGACGAUGAGCUAAUGAAUUCGCAUUCGAAUUCGAAUCAUCAUCAGCAACAGCAAAAUCACCACCAAAAUUCACAUCAUCAGCAACAGUAUCAAAAUGAGAUCAAUGCGUCAGCAACGUCGUCGUCAAAUAGUGGCAAUGUGAAUAGCGUUAGUGUGAAUAGCAAUCAUAACGGUGGAAAUGGAGGUAAUGGAGGUAAUAGUUUAUCCGACAGACAUUUGCUAUUAUUGUGAGUCUUGCCGAAAAGUACUAACCUGACAAUACGCUUAAAUGCUUAGUUCUGAUUUUAUCAUUAUCUUUAUGCGUAGUUUGUGCUUGGAAGUCAAUGAAUGUGACGAGAAAAAUGUAGAGACUGCACAUAAAACAAAGGGGGGAAGUGCUAUACACACACACCAUCUUUAUGGCGAAUAAUAAAUUCUAAAAUACUCGAAACUACAGAUAGACAGAUAGAUGUGUCCGGUCCUAUACUUCUGCUGUUCACACUAUACACUACUUUAAAUGACGAACCUUUCUAUCAAAUGCAUUCGACAACACGUAUCAUCAGGCUUGGCAAAGAAGUUCAUCUUCUUGUACCCAUUCACAACCACUUUAAUAUUCACAUCCCGGAUUAGAUCUAUUCCCACUCUGAGUCUGUUUUGUAAUUCGAACGCUGUGGUAGUUUAUACGAAGUUCUUCUUUAAAAAUCUUCUCGUGUUCACAUUCCCAGAACGCAGUGGUCGUGUAGGAAAUAGUUUGCGGUUCAUUGUUUAAUUGACGAAUAUUUGAAUGUUUCACUAACCAACAAACAUGGCGAUAGAACCACAUAAUGGCGCAAUUAUAAUCGAGACUUUACUCGGGUUUAGUAGGUAGUAUGGUCCACUAUGACAAUGAUCGUGUCAAACGAGGGUCAUUUUUCAAUAAAUUUUUGAGAUGGUCUUAGAGUAUCGGGAAACGUUUGAGGAUAGUUCAGUGAAUGUAUACUGGAGUGUUUUAACACCUGGCAUUGGUAGAAUAUUGUCAUACUGGCGAUGUAUGCUUGACAAGCUCCGGGGUAAAUUAAUAACAUUUUUGUCCGGCAUAACAUUGAGAAACUACUUUGGUGGAGAUGGAGAUCAUGAUGGACCCGUGAUUGGGACACAGGUGUUGUAAUUCCACCUGUGUCGUGCGGCUUCUGUGUAUUAGAAAAAGUUGUCAUAAAUCAGUAGAAGAAAGUGAAGAUAAACUGAAAAAUGUUGAAAAGGGAGAAGGAGAACAAGAAGAAGAAUAUAAAUAUUAUGAGAAAAAAAAAGAAGAAAAUAAAACUCUAUUUGCCUUGCGGGUCGGAGAGCCCGCCCUAACUGAAAAUAUAUUAAAAAUAUUGAAUCUAGAGUUAAAAUCACAGAUUAUUAUGUAUAAAGAGAAGCAUGACAUUAACAAAAUGAAGAAGAAGAAAAGAAAUUAAAUUUAUAUUUAGAGAACAGUGGCAUUAAAAUGCACUAGCCAUUUAUGACAUUCGUUUCAGUUUUAAGUAAAAUCGGUAAGCAGACCGAUUAAAUAACUUUAAAGAAAAAAAAUUUGAAAAAGGUAAAAAAGUAAAAUCGUUAAAACGAUCAUCGUGACCACUUGCAUUGUAGCAUUUUAUGUUUUCUUUUUCGUUUUAUUUUUCGUAGUAGUAGUAGGAACAAAUUUUGAUUGGCACGAACCAUUCCGAACCGGGAUUCUUUUUUUAUGGAAAUUAUUUUUUAAAAAUAAAUUUGUGUUAAAAAAAUGAAUAUAAAAUUGUAAAUAAUUGAGAGGACAUAAGAAGAAGAAGAAGAAAAUAUUUAUUCGCAUUUACCUUUAGAUAUCGCUAAUUUAAACAUUUUUUGUAAUUGUUUUCAUGCCAAAGGAACAUUAAUAUUCUAGUCGUUUUUAAGACACACACACAGAGAAAGAAAAAAAUGAACAAAAUUAGUCAAUGUUUAUAAAAUAUUUAUCUGACUUAAAACCAAUUUUUUUUCGUUUUUAAAUUAAUUUAUUUUAUUUUUUUCUAAUUUAUUUUAAUUUAUUUAAAUUAAUUUAUUGAUAACGCAGACACAUGCACGUACUAAGUAUAUAAGAGAAUUUCUUCUAGUCAGAAAUGAAGUCAACAAAAAUUUAUUUAUUUAUUUAUCUCUCAGAUUUAUUUUUAUUUUUUUUUAAUAUUUUUUCUUUAUUUAUAUGCACAUUCCAUUGCCUGAAAAAAAAAAUUAAAUUUAAAUUGAUUAAGUUAGUUAAGAAGUCAUUUCGUGUUUGUGGCACGUUGCUAAACUCUGAAUUAUUAAUUAUGUUCUCUCUGUUUUUAACAUUGGGUCAAGAUGUUUAGUCAUUUAAAAAAAGAAAACAAACAGACAACAGGAACAGCACAGUAUCGUUUUGUAGCUCAAAGAUAUUAAAACGACUGAAGUAGUAAAAUUAAAAAUUACUUGGAUAGGAGCAACGGUUCAAAAUAGAAAAUAGAGAAAGAGAAUACCGGAACAUCGGGCUGUAUUUAGUAUAAUUCUCAACAUUCAUUCAAUUUACUCGGAGAACGUUUGUGUGGAAAAAAUGACGAACUUUCUUAUACAUGGUAGAAAUAUGUAGAGCAGCACUCGCUCGCAGCAUUCUUGUUUAAUUUCACAGCAAACUUGUUAUAAUGUCACCACUGACCAGCGCUCCUCAUUUUGUUAAAAAAAAACUGUAACGAAAGUUUCAGUGGAAUAGCUUCGAGGUUCAUUCAUAUAAAAUGGAGGUCACUGACCAAAUGUGAUCAUUAAAAUGAACUUUUUUCAAAGAUUUGUAAUGGAUACGAAAAUCCUUUCCGAACAAAAAAUGUGCCGAAAAUUCACUGGAGGAGAAUUGUCAUUUUAAAUUUCUUUCCGGUCUGCACGUAUCCAAAGCAUCGAUAAUAGGUUUGUUCCAAGAAACUGUAAAGACGAAUUUUGACUGGCCGAACGAACACGAUUUCAUCCGGUUUUCAUAUAAAUAUCGAUGAAAUUUGACAAUUCACAUGGCCUUGGAACAGACCUAUAGUUUUUUACAGAGCUGGACUACGUACGUAAAUGGGUAUUUCGAAUUUAUGUUAUUUGGACGGUACUUUCGGUGAAAACAUAAAAUAUUAAAAUGUGUAUGGAUGUGUCUUGGGCACAAUAAACCUAGAUCCGAAAUUACCGGCCGACACUUAUAUCCCGCUAUUACGUAAAUACGAAAUGCUUAUUUACGUUUGAUUGUUUUCUCUAGGGUUGAAAGUGGUUUAUUACAAAAAGUAAAUUUUGAAAUUUUUCUCAUAUACGCAUCUGUUGCGGACGGUUUAUUUAAGGCACUUUAGCUUGUCAUCCUCGCUUCGUUCGGGCUACAACUCGUGUAUUUGCCUAAAAUCUUGCGUCCACAACAGAUACGUAAAAACCUAUUUACGUAAGCAAUUCAUCACUGUGACACAUCCACAUUUCAGUGAUCUGCAGAUUCCUCUUAAGGUAGUAAGGAAACUCAAGUUAGACUUCUAUUCGUGGCAAAUAUUAUUUGCGAGUGUAUCGAAAUAACGUCCUGGAUUCAGUUAUGCUCUUCUGCACACAGUAAAUGUUAAAAUCAUUCUUCCAAUGCAAACAACAACAAAAAAAAGAAAUAGAAAAGGAACGGUGUUGCGUCAAACGAAAUGACUUCAGAUAGCGUUAAUGAAAUAUUAAAUUAAAUUAGCAAAUUCAUAAAAAAAACGGCAACAUUACAAACACAACAAACAAAAAGUGAAAAGAAAUUUGAAGAAAAUUUCAAGUCAGAAAUACUCGUAAAUAAUAAAUGAAAAAUCUUAGUUACUUAAUUUAAAAAUGAAAAGAAAAAUUAUUCAUAAAAAAAUAUUACGGGCGUAUAAGUCUUAAAAGAGAGAAAGGGAAAAGAAAAUAAUUUUAAAAUAAAACAAACAAAAAUUAAUAAAUGAAAUGAAAUGAAUUACAAACAAUUUAUCGAAUACAAAAUAUUGCAUAAUGGGCAGAGUGGAACAUCUGCCUGGUGGGAAAGUGUGAAAUUUGCAUUGAAUUCAUUAUGCAGAGGUUAUUUUACUCACGGUCAAUGUGGAGCAACAAAAGUACGCAUUCUGUCUGUCAGAAUGACGAUUUCUUUUUUAAAUAAAAUUAAUUUAAUUCAGACUCCUCAUCGAUUGCUUCUAUUCACUAGGAAUAGUGUUGACUGACCGACAUUUUCGUAUACGUUAUUUUAUUCGCUACAGACUUCACACACAAAACGAAAGUUUAUUUUGACAAUUGAAACAUUUUGUUUUUAAAUAAAUUUAAUUUAAAUUAAAACAAUUUCGUUUUUUCGCAUGGAAAAAUUCUUAUUUGAAAUGUGUGGAUGGAAAGCUAAGAUGACGAACAAUGGCCGAAUUAAAGCAAUAUAAUUAUAAAGAAAAACCGGAAAUGUAUAUGAAAAAUAAAAUAAAUUUAAUCAUUUCACCCUGUGCAAAAGAAGAGGAUUAGCAAAACGAAAAAAAAUAAUAAAAAAGAGGAGAGAAAUCUGUAAAAAGUAAUUUCAUCUGACAAAAUGAAUAUAAAAAAUAGCGACAACAGAAAGUAAAUAAAAAAUGGAACAAGAAAAAAACCAAAAAUAUAUUUUUCGUUAUAUUCAAUGCAAUAUUUUCCGUUUAAUUUCUUAAACAAAAAGCAUAAUGUAAAAUGUAAAAUUAGAAACAUAAAAUCAUUCAAAGCAAAAUAGGAUAUAGAAAAUGUAAGAAAAAUUAAUUUAAAUGAAAAAAAAGAAGAGAACUAUUUGUAGUUUGAUUGAUUUGCACCUGCACCUUAAACAGAAGAAAAGAAAUAUUAAAUAAAUUAAUACAAAA